UUCCUGUUCAGGAAAGGUCUUUUCUUUUCAGUUUCUAACAUGGCCAGGCAGAAAUAUGACAGCAUUGCUUGACAGUAUUGCAGCAGGAUUCAUGACAUUAACAGCAGAGCAGACUCUUCUCUCGGACAUGGGCAACACUGUGCUGCACUUUCGGAAACAAAGGACAAAAAAGAAGCUUGUUCUAAAAUACUCAAAGGACCUGCUGGAGCACGAGAACGUGACUGUUAACGGGACUACCAUGGAAAGCACAGAAAGGAUUACUGCUAACCUUGUCCGAAAAACACAUAUUCAGAGCACUCCAUUGGACUUGAUUGACACUGGAAAAGGACUGAAAGUUCAAGCUGAAAAGCCACAUUUGGUGAGCCUUGGCAGUGGAAGGCUUAGCAUCGCCAUUACACUUCUCCCACUGGAAGAAGGGAGGACAACCAUUGGCCAUGCAGCUCAAGAUAUCACCAUUCAAGGGCCUGGUGUGGCAGAUGAACAUUGUUACAUUGAAAACAAGCAGGGAGUUCUCACAUUGUAUCCAUGCAACAAUCUCUGUGCAAUUGAUGGGAUCAGGAUCACCAAGCCAACACGUCUGAGUCAAGGGUGCAUGAUUUGCCUGGGACAGUCCACAUUUUUCAGGUUUAAUCACCCAGCUGAAGCCCUCAAAAUGAAAAGCAUGCUGCCAGGAGGUUGGAGCCAAUCUGGGCCAUUUGGAAUACCAUCAGAAAGAAGCAGAAAAUAUGAAAACAGACAGAAAGUUCAGAGGAGUGGUCAAAAACUCGAUACUGAGAGUUUGUUAAAUGGAAACCACCAGGAAUCUCUGAAAGAAGUUCCAAAGAGUCCCCCUGAGAAGUCAAGACCACCCCACAGUGCUCUUGUUACUUCCAUUGAAAAAGACCUGGAAGACAUUAUGAAUUCUUUAGUCAUGGAGGAUGCAACUUCGUCUGCAAAAAAAAUGUCUGCUGUGCAGCUAUCCCCUCUAUCUCCCAUGGUCAAUGGAGGAGGACGACAUUUGUUAUCCCCUCCAAUGAGUCCUGGAGCAAUGUCUGUAGGAUCUAGUUAUGACAAUGCAUCUCCAACAUGUUCCCCAUUGUCGUCUCCAUCAGUUGCCAGCAGUGGGAGCUAUACUAGUCAUUCUCCAAGUAGUCAAGAACAAGGACCUGUGAUGCCACCUGUGGUACCCCUGCGUUCUUCUAGCUAUAGCCAUACAGUACAGCUUCAUCAGCAGAGAGGUCUGCCAGCCUAUGGUGGUUCUGGAAUUGACUUGAGAAGCAAUGGACUCAGCUCAGGCCCACAUAGAGUACCAGAAAGUCCAAGGCUACAAAGAAGGGCUGUUCAUGAAACUCCUCCAAGCCCAACACUUUCUAGACGUGGACCAGUUUCAGAGAACUUGUCUUCUGAUUUGCUUUCUGAUGGUAGAAGAGGCUCAGACAGCCCAAGGUUAGUUCAGCAGUUUCAAGCAUUGCCAGUGACAGCUUCUGUCUGUCCAAAUGAACUGUUUGCCAGUGGAUCAAGGGGGCAAGCUCUGAGUGUUCCUAGUAGCCCAAGACCUUCAACCAAGUUUCAGUCCCCAUCUGCACAAAGGUCCAAGAUGACUUCUCUUCAAGACCGACCACCCAGCCCCUUUAAAGACAUUAGAGAGACCAACAUUGACCGAUCCAUUGUUUCAAGUCCUUCUAGACAGAUGUCGCCAAGAAUAUUUCAACCAGUGGAGUCCCAUGGCUUUGUUCAAGUUGAUCAGUCGUGUCAGAUGAAUUCAAGGACAUUGCAGCCACCUGAGAGCCCAAGAAUGAGUAGAAGAAAUGUAGAGCUACCCCCACCUAGUCCUUCUUUUUCAAGAAGAGGAGCAACACCAUUGUCUCUCUUAUCUCCUUUACCCAGUUCUCCUCACACGAGGAGCUCUCAAGAAAAUUCUCAGGUGAGGCUGGUUGAUGUGCCUGAAAGCCCACGUACGAGGCGCAAGUUGGCAAAUGCUUCAUUACAUUCUUCUGAGAGACCGGAAGAAUUUUCUUCUUAUGGUGGACCUGUAACUAAUACUAGCAGAACUAUAAGAGAAAGAAGCCCCUCACCAACACGGUAUUCAGGUGAAACUCUGUCACAGAGGAAACCAAGUUAUUGCAAUACGUUAACUCCAGCCUACAGUUUGAACUCGUUGGCAACCACAUCCCCUCAGCCAAGCCCCAGGCUGCAAAGAAAAAUGUCUGCUGAUGUGAAGGUUCCUUUAGUAAGGGAAAGAAAAAAUAGUAUUACAGAAAUACAUGACAAUGAAGAUGAACUUUUGGAAUAUCACCUCCGACAGAGAGAAGAGCGCCUUCGUGAACAGGAAAUGGAAAGAUUGGAACGACAACGGCUGGAAACUAUUUUGAAUCUCUGUGCAGAAUAUACCAAAUCUGACAACAGCUCAGUUGUGGCAGACGUCAGCAAACUGAAUCAGGAUGGCCAGCAGUACCUUAUGGAAGAGCAGAGACUUUACCCUGGAGUAUCUGAGCACUCAUCAAGCUUUACAACUCGAAGACCAUCCAUUGAGAGCGCAGGAGGCAGGGAAAUCAAGGAUCAGAUAUCUCCAACCACCUUAGAAUUUUCGGCAAGGAAAAGAAGAGAGAGCGCAGAAAAGUCUGAUGACGAGCACCUAAAGGAAGAAUGUAGCAGCACAGAAAGCACACACCAUGAGCAUGAAGAUUCUACAGGUGCUAGGUCAAAACAAGAGGUAGUACAUCUUGAAGAGGAAAGAGUCCGGGUGUUGAGCCAUAUUGAUGACCUGAAGACCAGAGUCAAAGAGUUGGAACAGCAGCUGCAGGAGUCUGCCCGGGAGGCAGAGAUGGAGCGGGCUCUUUUACAAGGAGAGCGUGAAUCUGAAAUGGAACAAAUUGCACAGGAACACAUCAUAGUAGGACAGCUGGAAGAGAAGCUCACAGAACUGGAACUCGGAAUCCAACAGGAGAAGGACAAGGAAAGGGCAAUGCUGGAUGCUGAGAGAAAAGAACUAGAGAGGCUGCAAUCGCUUUACAAUGAGCACAAGAGCCAGCUUGAUAACUGCCCUGAAUCAGUGAGGGAGCAGAUACAGGACCAGCUGAAAAGGGAGGCUGAGACCUUGGAGAGUGAAACUAAACUGUUUGAAGAUCUUGAGUUCCAACAGCUGGAGAAGGAGAGCCGAUUAGAAGAAGAGAGGGAAAAUAUGAGUCAACAGCUGCAACAGGAGAAGACAGAAUAUCACCACAGCAUCAACAAGAGAAAGGAGAAGAUCUCGGCAUUAGAAAAUCAAGCAAACCAGAUUAAGCAGCAAGCAGCACAAGAGUGUGAGCGUCUCAGCAAAGAGAGGAAUACCACACUUCAGAUCCUUCAUAAGGAAAAGGAACGGCUGGGUAACUUGGAAAAACGAUAUUAUGCAGUCAGUGGAGGAAAGACAUUUCCAAAGACAUCAUCUGCUUUCAGAGAGGAAGUACUUCAUAUCUCAGAGCCUACUGACUUUUUAGAGGAAACUAAACUGCAGCAUCCCUCAUCAGGACCAGCUGCUGCUUUAUUCCCCUCUUCUGCCACCAUUCAGUCGUAUCACAAGAUGCAAGAGGACUACAUGAAGCUGUAUGAUACGCUUAGCUUCUACAGCAGUUACUAUGGCCCUACUUCUGACAUUGAGCUCUCUGCUGCUUUACGCUCUUCACUGCCGCUUGCUGUACCUCCUGCAGUCAAUGAGGAAUAUGUGACUGUUGAGCAACUAAAGGAGAUAUUUAGGGGGGAAAAUAUUGAGUUAGGUGCUGCUCCUGCUUCUGUCCCAUCAUGCCUGUCUAACACAGGCUCCACCUCUCCAGCCUUUUCCUCUGCCAGCUAUCUUCCGCACACAUCGCUGUCUUCUAGUUCAGCUAAGGAGCAGCAGCCUUUUUCAGACAGGCCACUGUUCCCAGACCUCAACCUAGAGAAAUGGUUCCAGGAAAUCAUGGCCAACUUUAAAGCCUCCUCUUCAUCUCCAUCUCCUCAGCCAUCUCCUCCACCUCUCCCUGCUAAAUCACGUGCUUCACGCAACUCAUCUCAGGUGUAUCGGUCAAAAGCGGACAAAAGUGAGGGAGGCAGUACUUUGCCACGUAUGAAGACUGGGUCCCCCACCCCAGCACAUUUUACUACUUCAACUCUUGGACGGCAUACCUCUUCAAAGAAUUCUGGUCUUCCUCAGAGUAACAUGGGAAGUUUACCACGGAAUUUGGCUGCCACACUUCAGGACAUCGAGACAAAGCGCCAACUGGCCCUACAGCAAAAAGAGCCUAUCCAAACCAGUGAAGAAAAGGGUGACGACUUUGAUGAAAGAGGGCAGCAAGUUAUUGACGAACAAAGGAAACGAUUAGCUGAGCUGAAGCAAAAAGCUGCAGCAGAGGCGCAAUCCCAAUGGGAGGCACUUCACAGCUGUCCAUCACACCAUGGAUCUUCAUACUCUCUGCCUGGGUCUGGACUACAGUUUGUGAGCCACUCCAUUCUGCACCAUCAUCCUUCACCUCAUGGAAUGCAGCACAGCAAUGAUGCCUAUGACACACUCAGCCUGGAAAGUUCAGACAGCCUGGAAACCAGUGUUUCUACUGGCAACAACUCUGCUUGCUCCCCAGAUAAUAUGUCAAGUGCCAGUGGAUUUGAUGCCUUAAAAAUGGAAGAGAUGGAGAAGAUGCUGAAGGAAGCUCAUGCAGAAAAAGUACGACUUGUGGAGUCAAGGGAGCGGGAGAUAGAAGACCGUAGGCAUGCCCUUGAAGAAGAGAGAAGACGAAGGGAGGAUCUAGAGAGGCGACUACAGGAUGAAACUUUUCACCGGCAGCAGCUCAUAGAGAAAGAGGUCAGAAUGAGGGAGAAACAGUUCUCACAGGCUCGCCCUCUGACACGGUAUCUGCCAAUCAGAAAGGAGGAUUUUGACCUUAAGACCCAUAUUGAGUCAUCAGGCCACAAUCUGGAGAUGUGUUAUCAUGUGAUCUUGACAGAGAAGAUGUGCAAGGGUUACCUCACUAAAAUGGGUGGGAAAAUAAAGUCCUGGAAGAAACGCUGGUUUGUGUUUGACAGGAUGAAACGUGCCUUCUCAUAUUAUGUUGAUAAACACGAGACAAAACUGAAAGGGAUCAUCUAUUUCCAAGCCAUAGAAGAGGUUUACUAUGAUCACCUUAGAAGUGCCUCGAAGAAGGGAUUUUUCAACUUAAAUAUUGCAAAUCACUUAACAGAAUUGCUUCCAUCACACUUGAAAAGAGAGAGCCCAAAUCCAGCCCUCACGUUCUGUGUGAAAACACAUGACCGGCUUUACUAUAUGGUGGCACCAUCAGCAGAAGCCAUGCGGAUUUGGAUGGAUGUCAUUGUGACUGGUGCUGAGGGAUACACACAAUUCCUAAACUGAUGGAAGCAGCAGCAACUUUAGAAUUCCUGAGUAAUUGAGUGUACACCAACCUCCAAUGAAAGAAUUCCAAGAAAAAAAUUAAUUUCCAUAAGAAAUGUUCAGCUUCAUUUCGUGUUGAACUUUCCUCUCAAAAUAAGCUGUAGUUCUGAUGGAGUUAAUGGAAUCCAGUGGCCGCUAAUGGAACACAUUUACCUUGGUGUGAAUUUUCUAGUUCAAGUUAUUGAAUGGACUGUUGGACCUGGCUUUGCUGGUAGCCACACCUGGUGCUGAAUCAGUGUUGCCAGUUUGCAUAUGACUGUAUCACCCAAAGGUUGUUACCCAUCUUAGAGCCCUGGAUGAGGUUUGAAUCAACAUACAGGUUACAAUAAGAUGUGGAAACCAAUAUGGCUUAGAAACUGUUUGAAAUCAAAACCCAACACUCUAUAUUUAAACGAUUUUCCUUGCUGCCAUUUUCUACACAUGGCUAUCCAGAGUCAGAAAAAUGAUUCUGUUUUUGUAUUAUUGUCUCAUUUAAUUUUUACAGUGUUUUAUCAGCACGAUGCAGUUUAAUGUUCUUAACUGACAGAGACAUGCCUAUUUAUAGCAAAUAAAAAUGCCACAAAUGGAUUAUUUAACUAUAUUUCUUUUUUAAUAUUGGCUGCAAUAAUAACCUUGUUACUGGGGUACAUUUGCAUUAAAGAACUGAAAAAUCUGCUUUAAAUUGAAGAAAAAAUGCAACAUUGCCAAGAAUUCAGGAUUUUUUUUAAACUGAGAACUUAUAUUUGCAGUACCAUUUUUGAUGGAUACUGCAGCCUAUACAAACACAAAUUGAGUAUGAACUCCAUACAGACAUAUCAUGUGUGCUCAUUUUAAAUUAACCAUAUCCAUGCAAGAUGAGAAGCACUGAAUCCACCAAAGAAGAUAACUUGCCUAUGUAGUGUGUAACUCAUAAAGUGGAGGGGAUAUGGAGUAGCACUUGAGAGCUUGUGUUCCUUCUGUAUUUGUAAUAACAAAGUUAUGACUGUUUGUGCUUUCAGAUGUAGUGUUACUGUGGAUUCCAUACCUCUUGAUAUCAGCCUGUUAAAGCAUGAGUGGAUUCUGUACCUCUUAAUAUCAACUCUGUGCUACAACUGUAAGACGGCCAAUUGGAUUAUUUUUUUUCCAUCAAUUACUGUGAGUUGCCAAAGCUGUAGGUCUCACGCUGAAAGUAUGGCAGUGCUGACAGAUGUAAAGUAGAUGCUGCCUGGAUGGGGUGGAAGUAAAUGAACCCACUUUUGCCACACCCAACACACAUGUGCCUUCACAUUUUUAACAGUCCAGGAAUUCCAGACCACAUAUGAAUCCAGAAUGAAAUGGUGCUGGCAAAGUGAGUUGUCCAGUCCAACUUUUGUUAGAGAACUGCGGUCUCUCAAUUUAAUAGCAUAAAUUCAUAUCUGACCCAUUAACAUUUCUUUAGAAUACAUAUUCUAGGUAUUUCAAGUCUGUGCUGUUUUUCAUUUUGGGAUGUUUUAUUUCUGUGGUAAUUAAGCAUUUUUAUAUAUGUACAAACUAGGUAUGUUCUGCAGAGAGGCCAUUAACUUUACUUGCAUCUUUUCCAGUUGCUGUUGUCCCUGUCAGUGCAUGUUUGCAGAACAUUAGGUGAGAAGUAACUGGAGGCUGCUGCUGUGAUGAGGUUUUGGUUAUGUGACAAGUCUGAAAAUUGUAGGUGAUAAAAACGGUGCUGUUGUAUAGUUAACCAGUGUUUCCUUUUGUGCAUACAUAGUAUAUUUUUGAUGCACCUUUUGUUAAAUUUGUGGAUUUUGAUUCAUCUGGUGUUCUGAUGCCAGACUUGGUUAGUAAACCAGAGUUUUAUCAUUGCAAGCUAUCAAGACUUUAUAAUGCUGCAAUAGCAGCACAAGGGAAUCCUGCCCACAUAAGCACUAAUGUCAAACUUAACUUUGCUAGCAUUUAUCUCUGCCCAAAAUACAUUUUUUAUUAAAACUUGAGUAUUGUUCUUUUUCUGGAUAAAAUGCAGUUUGCUUUGGUAGUGAUGUGUUUUAAACAGCAGCCUUCCAUAAACCACUGUAAGAAGUUGUCUUACAGGCUUUUAAUAAAGAAGGUCCAACACUUGGGGGCAAGUAAGAAGUAUGCUGCAUUGACUUUGUUUUGUGUUGACUAAUAUUCUCAGUCUUAUUGCUUACUUUUAGUGAUACAAAUGCAAAGUCCUUUACGAUAAUGACUCAAAGCAGAGAGCAGUUUACAGUAUGCUUCAGCUGUCUUUUCCCCAUGUUUUAAACUGUAGUUUAUGCCAUUUUUCUAGUUUAUAGCAAAGGUAAAGAUGCCAAUAUGUAUUUAUUUUUUGGAGAUGGGUUAUUGUGCUGUAGCUUCAUCACUGUGUGAGCAUCUGAUAUAAUUUCUGCAUCAUUUUAACAUGCAGCUAUGUAGCAUCUUGUUUUAAAGCUUAAAUCAAAUGGAUCUAUUGCAUGAAAGCAAUCAACAUUCAGGUGUUCUAGAGAAAUUGCUGUGAAAGGAAGGCACAUUAGCUUGAACCCAGAUGUUGAUGGAUGACUGAGCACUGUUUUGUUAUGCUUUUAGGUCUCAGCUGAGUUACUCAGCAAGUACAGUUUAAAAAAUAGCAAAAGCUGCAUCUCAAAAACUGAGUAAAAUUCUUACCUCUGGUUUGCAUGUCUGCAUAUAUUAACUUGCCAGAAAUAUUCUUCAUAAUUUUUAUAUCAUUUUUUGAAAGAGUAGUUUGUACUUAACAAGAGUUUUAUGGCGUUGCACAUUUUGCCAAGUGUACUUUAAUGAAAUAUAUAAAAAAUAAACAAACAGGUUUCAUGUUGAGGGACUUGGGAACAGGAUUUGCCAGUUUCCUCCAGAACACCAUCUUUAAUUUUCUAAUGUACUUUAUAUAAAUUGCUUUUUAUUUAUAAAAGUUGGUCUGAAAAAUAUAUGUGUACUAAAAACUUUUCAGCAUCUUUGUGUAUUAUAAAGAUACAUAUAUUCUUCCAUAUCAGUAAGCUGCAGAUGGUGGCCUUUGAAAAGUUAACUAGUUCAUUAUCACAUACAUGUGACAUACUUAUCCAGUAUUAGUAUUAUUUAUUUCUCAUAACCUGCUGAUGCAAAAUUAUAAUGCACUGCUUUAACAGCACAUCACUCUUGUGUUUGGGUCCAGGCGCCUCCAUCAGAAUAUGCAUACAAGUCAUGUCAUUUUUAGCCUUCAGCUUAUAUUUAACAAUUGCUGUGCAAGUCAUAUCAAAAGGCAUCUGUUCCCAUAGUGGAUAAACCAUGUUUCCUUAGCAAAUUAAUCACAUCUUUAUUUUUUCAGAAUUUACUUCCUUGUUGUGUAUUUCCCCUUUUAUCUUUUCUUUUUCUGUCUCAUUGAAAAUCCUGUGCCUCUGUUCAUGUACAUGUUGCAGGUUCUCUGUUACAUGUUGUCUUGCCUUUUUCAGGCAUAAAUGAAUCUGUCAGGUAAAUGUAAUAAACAACGUUUAAAAUGUG
This is a messenger RNA of Protopterus annectens (West African lungfish), 8800 nucleotides long. RefSeq names its product pleckstrin homology like domain family B member 1 (gene PHLDB1). Lineage: Eukaryota; Metazoa; Chordata; Ceratodontiformes; Protopteridae. Gene Ontology annotation, cellular component: basal cortex. The transcript has 29 exons. Gene Ontology annotation, molecular function: protein binding. Gene Ontology annotation, biological process: regulation of microtubule cytoskeleton organization. The coding region runs from base 56 to 5341 and encodes 1761 amino acids. The record is from RefSeq and is a predicted model, not a curated record.